Messenger RNA from Aspergillus viridinutans, 2766 nucleotides. Its product is annotated as VIT and vWA domain-containing protein. Bases 1 to 2766 code for a protein of 921 amino acids. The record is from RefSeq and is a predicted model, not a curated record. NCBI's taxonomy places the organism in Eukaryota, Fungi, Ascomycota, Eurotiomycetes, Eurotiales, Aspergillaceae. The transcript has a single exon.
AUGACAUACACAUAUCUCUGCGGAUGUAGCUACUACACCCUCCCUCAAGCAAAGCCGGUCUACCUACCCCGUAUCGGCAUCAAAGCCCACGCAACUAUCCUCUCGUCCGUUUCCAGAACGGUCCUUACCCAGACAUACACAAACCCAUCCAAGAACCUCCUCGAAGAAGUCUCAUAUACCUUCCCGCUAUACGAUGGCGUCAGCAUAGUAAACUUCAACUGCCAGGUCGGCGACCGCACUCUGCACAGCCGCGUGAAACCACGCAAGCAAGCCAAGGCCGAAUACGACGAUGCCGUCUCAAAGGGCGAGUCCGCGGCGCUGAUGGCCCAUUCGCUGAGUGCCUCGGACGUAUUCUCCAUUAGACUUGGAAACGUCAGGGCUGGAGAGAAGGUUGUAGUAGAGAUUACCCUUGUCGGGGAGCUGAAGCAGGAUGCGCAGACUGAUGCGGUGCGGUAUACGCUGCCUAAUUCUAUUGCGCCGCGGUACGGGUAUCAGGCGGAGGAUAUGACCAUGCCGCCGGAGGCAAAUGUGGAGGGUAUUUCUAUUACUGUGGACGUGCAGAUGGAGAGUACGGCUGUUAUCCGGAAGAUCCAGUCGACGAGUCAUUCGCUGAGUGUGGCGCUGGGACGGGUGUCGGUGUCUAGCGAGUCUGACAAGGCGUUCAAUCCGGCGCAGGCGUCUGCAAGUGUCAAUCUAAAGGAAGAUCGGACCUCGCUGUCGCGCGACUUUGUCCUCCUUGUCAAGGCAGAUGGACUCGACACGCCCCGUGCGAUGCUGGAGACGCACCCGACUCUCCCUAACCAACGGGCGAUCAUGACGACUCUUGUACCGAAAUUCGGGCUUGAGCCCAUCAAACCAGAGAUUAUCUUUGUGAUCGACCGCAGUGGAAGCAUGGUGGAGAAAAUCAACACGCUCAAGUCGGCCCUCAGGGUCUUUCUCAAGAGCCUCCCAGUAGGAGUGUGCUUCAAUAUCUGCUCGUUCGGCAGCUCGUACUCCUUUCUGUGGAAGCAGAGUCUUUUCUACAAUGCCGACAGCCUCCAGGAAGCUCUGAGCUUUGUCGACGGCGUCCGUGCGGAUAUGGGCGGAACGGAGAUGCAGGAGGCCGUUGAGGCUACGGUCCACAGUCGGAUGAGGGACAAGGAAUUGGAGGUCUUGAUAUUGACGGAUGGGCAAAUCUGGAACCAAGAAGCACUCUUCAAAUUCAUCCGUGAGACGGCCGCUGACAGUAGUGCACGGUUCUUCUCACUAGGAAUCGGUGAUGGGGCGUCGCAUUCGCUCGUCGAGGGGAUUGCGCGGGCUGGGAACGGCUUCUCGCAGUUGGUGGUGAACUACGAAGAGCUGGACAGGAAGGUGGUGCGCAUGCUCAAGGGAGCGCUGACGCCACAUAUUUCCGAUUACAAACUGGAUGUCGAGUACGAUGCCGAUGGCGAGGAUUUUGAGGUCGUUCUGCCGGAGCGGCUGAAGACCAUGGCUGUCGAUGAGACAGAAACAAAGCAACAGCCGAUUUCCCUCUUUGAUGCAGACUACAAGGAGGACGAGCAGAAGACGGACGAAGAACCCCUGCCGGUGCUCACACCCCCCCAAACCAUCCAAGCACCAUACAAAAUCCCACCUCUCUACCCUUUCAUCCGGACAACAGCAUACCUCCUGGGUUCAGAAACCAUGCACACCCCCAAAGCCCUCAUUUUCCGCGCCACUUCAAAGCAAGGUCCGCUCGUCCUGCGCAUUCCCAUCGACGAAAUCGGCACAGGGGAGACAAUCCACCAACUUGCCGUCCGAAAAGUCAUGAUCGAGCUCGAGGAAGGGCACGGUUGGCUUGCCCGCGCAACCAGCAACGGAAACCCAUUCAAGAAUCUCCAUCCUGCCUCGAAAGAACGCAUCAUCGCCCGUGAAUGCGAGAAACUCGGCACACAGUUCCAAGUAACCGGCAAGCACUCCUCCUUCGUCGCCCUAGAGAAAGACAGCACUUCGGAUCAGGAGAAAGAGAAGGACAUCGCCAACCUGCCUGUCCCCGAAGCUGCUGGAGAAGAAAAUACCGUCCAUCAGGUUUUCGGGGCACCCGGUCCUGUUCGCGCCAGAAACAGGAGGCUAGCCACAAAAGCGCAUAGGAAGAUAGUGCCACCGCCACCACCGCCAGCGACCCGUUUCAGUGCACGUUUACGAGCAAGGGAAACCCCAGGGUCGAACUCAAGUUCGCUGGCCAGCUUCGCUUUAUUCGGGGCGCCUGCAGUUGCAAGAUCCUUGGAUACGAGCGGAUCACCACCGCCUCCGCCCCCGGCUCCAAGGAGGGGAUUCGGAUUUGAUGCCCUGAUGGUCUGUUCUCCCGCCCACGUCUCGGAGGGGGAUAUGAUGGAGAUGGAAAGCGUAGACUCCGAUCGCUCUGUCGGGUAUACCCCUGCGUCUCCUACCGUUGCCAGUGAGACUGCCGGAGGGGCAAGUACAGUUCACAGGAUUAUCGCCUUGCAGUCGUUUGAGGGCUACUGGAUCUGGUCAACGGAGCUGAUGGAGGUCCUAGGGCUAGAUGAGCGGGAUAUUCGAGCUCGAUUGCUGAAGCUAUUCGAGAAGGAUGGCAGAGGGUCUAAUCUGACGGUCAUUGCGACCAUGCUGGUAAUGACGUACCUGUCCACCAAAUGUGCGGAUGAUCGCUCGGUCUGGGAAUUGGUGUACGACAAGGCUGAGGGGUGGAAGAGACAGAAACUGGUGGAGAUGGGCGAGGAAGCAGAUGUUCUCAAAGCGAUGGAGAAGGACAUCAUUGCCUUGGUAUGA